Molecule: messenger RNA, 831 nt
Organism: Serpula lacrymans var. lacrymans S7.9
Lineage: Eukaryota; Fungi; Basidiomycota; Agaricomycetes; Boletales; Serpulaceae
Exons: 1
Coding region: 1-831 (276 amino acids)
Source: RefSeq, a predicted model, not a curated record
AUGUCGAACCUAGAAUAUCGAGAUCUGCCCGAGCCAUCCAACAGCAUGCACAGCGCCUUUACCAGGGAAAUGAUAGACUCAUUACCCAGAAUAGAAACUCCCCCACCGAAAGAAGCAUCAUUAGAAGCAUACGUAAAACAAGAAGUAGAAAAAGCGAUCAGAGAAAUGAGGCUUCUAUAUCAAUCCCAGCUCGACGAGGCGCUCAAAGAAGUGAGCGUCUUAGAAAGAAGACUCAAAAAGAAAGCAACGCCACCUCCAGAAAGGGUGGAAAGAAGUAGGACAGCAUUAGAGAAACCAGAGAAUUUCUCCGGAGAUAAGAAGAAGUACAGGGCCUUCAGGGAGUCCUUACUUCUGCACUUCAAAGACGAUGCCGCCUAUUUUAAUGAUGACAGAAAAAAGAUCAGCUUUGUGCUAUCUUUCAUGAAAGAAGGAGAAGCCGCGGCCUUUCGAACCGAUUGGCUAGAGAAUAGGGUCGAUGCUCAACAGUUAGGGUUCAACAUCAUGCGCACAUACGGAAGCUGGCCGUACUUUGCCGAUAAAAUGGAAGAAAGAUUCAAAGACAGUUUUGAAAAAGAAACUGCCAAAAACGAAAUAUUGACCCUAAAACAGGGCAAUGAAACCACCCAAGCCUUUUUUGAAAGGUUUGAAGAAAAGAAAAGAUGGGCGGGAUAUACAAACCAAAUGAAUGAAGAGUUCUUAAUCUCCCUGUUAAGGAGAAACAUGAAUAAACCGCUAGUAGACAGGGUGAUCUACGGUGGACACAUUCCUAAAGAUUACCAGGAAUGGAAGAAAGAACUCAUCAGAAUGGACUACAUUUGGAGAGAAAGAUAA